AGAGAGAGACGUUAAACUGCUUUUGCUUCUUCUUCCUCCUUUUGGAAAAUUAAUUAACUAAAUUAAUUGGUUAAUUAAAGUAACCGCUGGCGACUGGUACCAUCAGCGGUUUCUAUAUAUUGGCCUUCUUUCCAUGCUUUUGCCGCGGCACCCAAAAAUCUUCACACUUUCCAGGAAUCCCACCACUACUUCUUAUUCCUCGCCCUCCUCUGCCUCGUGUACUGCGCUGUCGUUUUGACAGCCGCAUUUCGCUUGCUUCCAUGGCCAAGAGCAUACUAGUCACCGGCGGAGCCGGGUACGUCGGCAGCCACACCGUGCUUCAGCUUUUACUCGGCGGCUUCAAAACCGUUGUCGUUGACAAUCUCGACAACUCAUCUGAAGUCGCCAUUAACCGUGUCAGGGAACUCGCUCGUGAUUUUGGCAAAAACCUCUCCUUCCACAAGCAGGACCUCCGGGACAAAGCUGGACUCGAUAAUCUCUUUUCUUCAACACCAUUUGAUGCUGUCAUACACUUUGGUGGACUCAAAGCGGUUGGUGAAAGUGUUCAGAAACCGUUGCUCUACUAUAACAACAAUAUAAUUGGGACAAUUACUCUGUUGGAAGUCAUGGCUGCCCAUGGAUGCAAAAAGCUUGUGUUCUCAUCGUCAGCAACUGUUUAUGGUUGGCCGAAGGUGGUCCCAUGUACAGAAGAUUUCCCACUUGUUGCAGCCAAUCCUUAUGGACGAACUAAGCUUUUCAUUGAAGAAAUUGUUCGUGAUCUUUACCGCUCAGACUCUGACUGGAAAAUCAUAUUGCUGAGAUAUUUUAAUCCAGUUGGUGCACAUCCUAGCGGCCUUAUUGGUGAGGAUCCUCGUGGGGUACCAAACAAUCUCAUGCCGUUUGUGCAGCAAGUUGCUGUAGGCAGGCGUCAAGCACUGACGGUGUUUGGAACUGACUAUAAUACCAAAGAUGGUACUGGGGUACGUGAUUAUAUUCAUGUAUGUGAUUUAGCAGAUGGGCACAUCGCUGCAUUGCACAAGCUAGACGAGGGUACCAUAGGUUGCGAGGUGUACAAUUUAGGAACAGGUAAAGGAACAUCAGUCUUGGAGAUGGUUGCAGCAUUUGAAAAGGCAUCUGGAAAGAAAAUUCCUCUUGUCACGUCUGGGAGGCGUCCUGGUGAUGCUGAAGUUGUAUACGCAUCAACAGAAAAGGCAGAGAGGGAACUGAACUGGAAGACAAAAUAUUGCAUUGAUGACAUGUGCCGGGAUCAGUGGAACUGGGCUAGCAAAAAUCCAUAUGGCUAUGAAACUUCAGACUCUAGCAGCUGAGAGCUGAUAGUUUCAUAUGCUUUAUAUGUUAGUUUAGCGUUUAUUGACAGUGAAACUAGACUAGCCAAAUCCGUAUAGCUUUGGACGUGCAGACUAAGCAACUGUAAGGUGAUAGUUUCAUAUGCUUUAUAUUUAGGUUUAGUGAUCGUCACCUCUCACCCUCGAUGUAAAGCUUUAGCGGCCUUGCAGAGAUUAGGUUCGUUCUCAUGAGCUUCGUUGGCAGAUCCUUAACCAGUUAGUCACUGUGGUGUUAAGAUUCUGGCCAAUUAAUGUUAUGUUUUGGUUUUACAGUUUUACUCAAUCAUCACAGUUUUAGUAGUACAGUUCUAACCAAUUGCUGUUACUUAUGCCUCCUCCAUGUAUUUUGAGAUCAGACCGCUUUAGACCAUUAUUUGCAAUACAGGAAUUCGGAAUGUCCAGAAGAAACUUUGUUGUUGGAAACAUAUAUGCUUUUGAUUUGCAGUCUGCACUUUGUUGUGUAAUGGAUUCCAUGGGAGAAAUUCUUGGUUGCGGCCGAACGUGCAACGUCGUCAGUGCCCGAGAAUCUAUCAUGGCGCCCAAGGCCCCAGGCAGUUUGGAGCCAUUGCAUGUUGCGAGGCCCGAAAUAGUAACUCUUGGGCUGCGUUUCACUUAUAGUCUCAUUCAAUGUCAAUUUUUGUUGUUUAGAAAUAUUUUAUUAGAAAUUUAAACUACGAAAGAUAUUAUAUCUUCCAGAUUUAGGAAUAUAAAUUCGGAUAAUAAGCUAGACUUUAUAUUUUUAAAAGAAUUGAUUCGGAAUGCAAGAAAAGAAACUACUUCA
Molecule: messenger RNA, 2106 nt
Organism: Malus domestica (apple)
Lineage: Eukaryota; Viridiplantae; Streptophyta; Magnoliopsida; Rosales; Rosaceae
Product: UDP-glucose 4-epimerase GEPI48
Biological process (GO): beta-D-galactose catabolic process via UDP-galactose, Leloir pathway
Cellular component (GO): cytosol
Molecular function (GO): UDP-glucose 4-epimerase activity
Source: RefSeq, a predicted model, not a curated record